Trichogramma pretiosum is the source of this 3104-nucleotide messenger RNA. It is a transcript of the gene polo, whose product is annotated as serine/threonine-protein kinase polo. Gene Ontology annotation, biological process: protein phosphorylation; mitotic cell cycle; regulation of cytokinesis. NCBI's taxonomy places the organism in Eukaryota, Metazoa, Arthropoda, Insecta, Hymenoptera, Trichogrammatidae. Gene Ontology annotation, molecular function: protein serine/threonine kinase activity; protein binding; ATP binding. The record is from RefSeq and is a predicted model, not a curated record. The transcript has 6 exons. Bases 376 to 2115 code for a protein of 579 amino acids. Gene Ontology annotation, cellular component: nucleus; spindle pole; centrosome.
CCUCUCUUCCAUCGCUGUGUAAAACCAAAAGAGGAGCCCGCUCUGUGUCUCUCUCUCUGCCCUAUACAGAGCAUCAUAUGUGCCUAGGACCAACUACACAAAUUCUGUAUUUGCACGCGUUCGACACAGAGACAGUGGCCCGCCAUCGCCUUUAGCAGCUCUGAAUUGAACGUUCAUCGUUGCUCGAGUAGACGAAAAUCCACGUAAGAUUCGGAAUCAUCGCGAGCGAGCGGCCCACAGGAGUGCACCGACCUAGGGGGACUCGUCGAAACAAUCGUUCCACCAUCGCGAACGAGGCCCUUCGGAAUCAAGGUUUGAGCUGUUUUCAUCAGUUGUGCUUCUGCGUGCGGUUUAUACGUGCAACGUUUUGAAAUAAUGUCGAAAGACAAGGAUGCCAUCGAAUGGGUCAUACCCGAUCCAGUUUACGACAAGAACACCAACAAAAGCUACUUAAAGGGCCGAUUUUUUGGCAAGGGAGGAUUUGCAAAAUGUUACGAGAUACGAGAUUCUCAAACACAGGAGGUCUUUGCAGGAAAGAUAGUGCCAAAGGCUCUGAUGACCAAAAGCAAUCAGAGAGAAAAAAUGACCCAAGAGAUUGCUAUUCAUAAGAGUUUGAACCACAAACACAUAGUUGGCUUUCAUGGGUUUUUUGACGAUAGUUAUAAUGUUUACAUUAUUUUGGAGUUGUGUAGAAAAAGAUCCAUGAUGGAAUUGCAUCGAAGAAGGAAAGCUCUCACAGAGUGGGAAACCAGAUAUUACAUGAAACAAAUUUUGCUUGGUGUGCACUACUUGCACAACAGGCGCAUUAUUCACAGGGAUCUCAAACUUGGCAAUCUUUUUUUAAACGAUGAUUUACAAGUUAAAAUAGGAGAUUUUGGUUUGGCCACCAUUCUAGAGCAUGAUGGUGAAAGAAAAAAAACUUUGUGUGGAACUCCUAAUUACAUUGCUCCAGAAAUUUUGACAAAAGUAGGUCAUUCCUAUGAAGUUGAUAUUUGGAGUAUUGGUUGCAUUAUGUACACACUCUUGGUGGGAAAUCCACCAUUUGAAACAGAGAGUUUAAAAGAAACUUAUGCAAGAAUCAAACAAGUUAAUUACCAAAUUCCAGCUUCAAUGGAAAAGACUGAUGCUAUGAAUAUGGUAUCAAGCAUGCUGCAAGGAAAUCCCGCAAAACGACCUAGUGUAGCUAGAUUACUAAAAGAUCCAUUCUUCUCUCAUGGUUUUAUGCCAGCUAGUUUGCCAUCAUCAUGCUUAACAAUGGCACCUCGUCUUGAUAUGCUUGAAGCUCUUGCUCGUAAACCUCUUGCACAAAAGGAUAUGAACAACAGUCCACAAGUUGAUGAAAUUAGCAAACUGCAAAGUCCGCGAAAACUCAAGAACUAUAUGAGCAAUGCCCAAAAACAAGAAUUACACAUUGAAACUAUGCUCAAGAGUUUACAAGAGCAAUUAGGGAACUUGUUAAAAAGUAAACCUGGUCGAAAAAUGGGUGCUGUAGAUGACAUGACCGAUCCCGACGCGCAACCCUUCUUAUGGGUCUCCAAGUGGGUCGAUUAUUCUGAUAAAUAUGGAUUCGGUUAUCAACUUUCUGACGACGGUGUAGGCGUUAUGUUUAACGAUGGUACUCGUAUCAUUAUGUUAGCAAAUAAUUUCAAUAUUCAUUAUAUCAAUCAACGAGGAGAAGAAUCUUACUAUACCGUCGAUGAUUCCCCAGCACAUCUUGAAAAGAAAGUAAAGUUGUUAACCUACUUUUUGCGAUACAUGAACGAUCAUUUACUAAAGGCUAGCGGUCCAGUUGUUGUAAAACAAAGUGACUCACUGGCGAGACCUCCGUAUCUGCAUGAAUGGUUUAGGACACCAACUGCUGUUAUUAUGUUACUAACGAAUGGCGCUCUGCAGAUCAAUUUUGGAGAUCAUACAAAAAUCAUCUUAUGCCCUCUUAUGGGUGCUGUUACUUACAUUGAUCAAGAAAAGAACUUUAGGACGUACAGAUUUAAAACGAUCAAGAAGUACGGCUGUUGUGCUGAUCUCGCCAAAUGUCUAAGUUACGCUUACGGAAAAGUGACUAUACUCACGACGAAGUCUUAUCAACGAUCGGUUGCCGCUCCUCAACCAAUGUAAUAUUUGCAAAUAAUUUCGAUAACGACAACGUCAGUCGAGGAAGGGCUUUUCAAAGUGGCUGCUGCGUGUAAUUUAAAAAAAUUAGCGAACUGAACUUACAAUUGUCGAACUGCUUUGUUAGGUAUCUAAUAAGAGCUGUUAAGUUUGACUCAAUUUUUACAUAGGCUAAUAAUAUUCAACGAUUUUUUAGAAUAGCUUUAUUUCUGAAGAAAACGAAAGUUUUUUUAACUCUCUGAAGUAACUUCUUUUUUAUGAAGCUACUUUGAAAACCAGGACAACGAUUCUAUGAUACUUGGAAGUUUCAUUUUUAACAUAAUAUUUAAUAUUUGGCUUGUUCCGUAAUGUCGUGUCUCACAUCGUUUAUGCUCACUUGUAACGUGGUUUUGAAAAAUAUUUUUGAUAAACAGUAGCACUUACAUUGAUUUUAGAUUCACUAAGUUGAUAUUUAAAGGUAAAAUAUUUGUUGUUUUUGUGAAACAAGAGUUCAUAACGCUUUUAAAUUAAGAAAGAUAACGAGGUGUUUUUUGAAGUAUAUAAUGUUUAAGAAUACUUCAUUAAAAUAUUUUACUAGAUGUGGUUCACAUACAUUUUAAGAAAUAUUUUUUCCAUAAAUUCGAAUUGUGCAAAGUACAACAGAAUUUAAAACAUUUUUCAGUAAGAAAAAAAUGAUACAAAUUUUACCGUUUAUUUUGACUGCGAUUUGACUGAUUCAAAUCAAAGCAAGUUAUUAAGUUAAGCAAUAAAACAAUUAAAAUAAAAAAAAAAAAAUAGAAAUUUGCAAGAAUUAUGAGUUAAGUACUACCUAUUAUAAUUUCAAUUCCGGCAUUUGUGUACAUAUAUAUAUUUACUGAACAAUUUUUUAUUUCAAAAUGUUAGCCUCGAAGAUUUGAUAAAUUCUAAGGUCGCCAGAAUCUAAAUCAUACACAUCAUUAUAAUGCAUUAAAAAUAUUUUCAGUAAUUCAGCUUUUUCAAAAAAAAAAAAAAAACAA